UCCGCCCAGUUUUCCGAUGUUUCAUUGCCCCCGAGUUGAAAAUGGAGUUCGAUCAAACCAGAUGUCCGCCAACUACUCUGGGGAAAUGUAACUCCUAAUAUUUUGACUUAAUAUAUUACCCUCAACCUUGAAAAUAAUUGGAUUUCCCCCCGCUCUAUACGCUUUACCCCACAAUACUCGGACACGUUGACGGAGCGAAGCUGCACAGCUCUUUUCAAGUGUUGUCCUGGACCUGAUUGGCGAAUGGAUGCUCGACAGCCAGCCAUAAAUAACCUGCCAAACGAUGUGUACAGUUUGUACAUUUUAUAAGGAUCUUUAUUCACUUUUGAAAACAACGGAGUCGUGUCGCUCAAGAGGACGAUGCAGAUGUACAAUCUGUUGUGGUCGGAUUUUACUUCAAGGGAAGAUAAAAUGAAUCAUCGGUUGUCAUUCCUCCUCGCAAUUUAGUUCCAGCCAGGAGGCUAGGCUAGCUACUUGGUUUUCAGAGGAGCGCUCAGUUAUGCAUGCUCCAUUGUAGAACAUUUUCCUUUAUCCAUUAUAGGGUGAUUUUUAUGUGGAAGAAAAUGGUGAUAUUUGUGGUAUAUUAUCCCGCCGUCACUGCGUCGUCGAUGCUAUUGCAAGAAUUUGGAUCCCCGUGAGAAAAAAUGAGCGAAGAUUCGACAAAUCCUAACAACGAUGACAGUUAUGCGCGCGUGAGAGCAGUGGUCAUGACUCGGGACGACUCCAGCGGCGGGUGGCUCCCCCUGGCGGGCGGAGGCCUCAGCUGCGUCACCGUCUAUAAGGUCAGCAGGGCGGAGGACGGCGGCAGCACCCACAGUGGAGGGAGCAGCAGCAGCCUGAGCCCCUGUAGCCCCUGUAGCCCCUCUAGCCCCACCUCUGUCGAGUUCCUCAUCAAGGGGGAGCGCCUCAAAGACAAACUGGUGGUGCUGGAGUGUGUCAUCCAGAAGGACCUGGUGUACAACAAGGUGACGCCCAUCUUCCACCACUGGAGGAUCAACGAGAAGAAGUUCGGCCUGACCUUCCAGAGUCCCGCCGACGCCCGCGCCUUCGACCGCGGCAUCCGCCGAGCCAUCGAGGACAUCAACCAAGGGAGUCCUUUGUUCGUGGAAGCAGAGACCCAGGAGGAUGGACUGCAGGUGGGUGAGGAGGCUCCCUCCAUCUGCAGCCCCAUGAAGGAGCCCUUCUCCCCCGUCCACAGCGUGGUCUCCACCGAGCCCUUCAGGGGCUGCUACGUGCGCGCCCAGCCCUUCUCCGAGUUCCCCCCCAGCACCCGCCGCUACCUUCCCCCACAGGGGACCUUCAAGUCCACGCGCCACGUCAGCUUCCACAUGGACGAGGAGGAGAUCGUCCGCAUCAACCCCCGCAAGGACGUGCUGAUCCGGGGCUACGAGGACUACCGCCACCCCGUCAUGUGGAAACAGGACGCGGAGCACCGCGACGCAGACUUUCCCGCCGCCUUCCACAAACUGGACAGCAAGAAGUGCGAGUACCUCUUCCCCGAGGGGCCGGGCGGGGACGGACACCCCGGGCCCGGCUUGGGCAUGGGGACGGGCAUGGGCCUGGGACUGGGCAAGGACUCCUCCAUCAAGACCCAGCCGUCCCCCAUGCACAAGUCCAAGAAGGGGCGCCGGCGGCGGGAGGACGGGGAGCGCUCCCGCUGCAUCUACUGCCGGGAAAUGUUCAACCACGAGGACAACUGGCGGGGGCAGUGCCAGGACGCGCCGGACCCCAUCAAGCAGUGCAUCUACAAAGUCAGCUGCAUGCUGUGCGCCGAGAGCAUGCUGUACCACUGCAUGUCCGACUCGGAGGGCGACUUCUCGGACCCGUGCUCGUGCGACACCUCCGACGAGCAGUUCUGCCUGCGCUGGCUGGCCCUGGUGGCGCUGUCCUUCAUCGCGCCGUGCAUGUGCUGCUACCUGCCGCUGCGCGCCUGCCACCACUGCGGCGAGGCGUGCCACUGCUGCGGCGGGAAGCACAAGGCGGCGGGCUGACCAAGCCCCUCUAAGCCGAACUCGUCGACCCCACCAAACCUGGACACCCCCCAAACCAAGCUAAAAAGCUAAAGCUAACACAGGAAGUGCGUCAAUGCGGAAAUACGUCCUUGUUUUCAUGCCCCUCUCCGGGGAGAGGUGACACGUUGAUCCCCCCCCCCCUAGCUCAGAGGGCUUUUGGAGAUUUCAGUUUGCGUUUGUCGCCGACAACCAGCAAUGGAGGACCAACCCUGUGCUUUGCAGGAGCUCUGAGCGUCCAGCCGAGCUCAGGAGCUCACCUGAGGAGAAGGAGGCGGAGGUGGUGUGGACGGGAGGCAUUGAGAUUAACAGACUUGGAGAUAUUACUAAACACGCCUGUACAAAUACACGAAUAAACACACGCACACAAACACACACACACACACACACACAUACACACACACACACACACACACACACACACACACACACACACACACACACACACACACACACACACACACACACACACUCAACACA
Molecule: messenger RNA, 2489 nt
Organism: Gadus chalcogrammus (walleye pollock)
Lineage: Eukaryota; Metazoa; Chordata; Actinopteri; Gadiformes; Gadidae
Gene: spred1
Product: sprouty related EVH1 domain containing 1
Exons: 6
Coding region: 645-1991 (448 amino acids)
Biological process (GO): multicellular organism development; negative regulation of MAPK cascade
Cellular component (GO): membrane
Molecular function (GO): protein kinase binding
Source: RefSeq, a predicted model, not a curated record